AAUACCUUAAUCUGAUGUGUGUGUCAGAGCAUCUUUCUCAUAUCUAUAAAACUUCCUUCUCAAGUAUCUAAUUGCAGCAGAAACUAGGAAAGGUUUCACAGUGUUCUGUAGACAGUGUGCUGUGAGAACAACAUAAAAACUUUCUAGAACUAUGGAAGUGUCUGUGCUGCAUUAGAGCACAUGGGGCAGAGAAUCAAAGCUGCUCUGGCAUCCAGUUCUCUCCUGUGUGAGAACAGCAAAACUGCUGUCAGGUUAUCAGACAGAGGGGCUGCCUAGCCUGGCAUCCUGUCUCCAGCAGGGCCAGCCCUAAGCAGGAGCCUAGGGUAUGGCAAAAAUAGGCAAGAAUUAUUGUAUGGGAAAUAAUUUCUCUUUCUGGUGCUUAGUCCACAAGUCCUACCUCUUUUUUUUCCCAGGGCUGCCUGGUGCAGUGUAGAGCAAGUGAAGAUGAUAAUUCAAUAUUGAGUAGUGUCAAAGAUUGUGCUGCCAGAGAGAGGUCAGGAUGUGUUUUCAGGUCCUAAAACUGGAACAAAAGGCAAUCUAUAAGGCUGUUCUUUCAAACUGAGAACAACUCAGGUGGAGGACUUGGAGGAAUUCUGGAGGCACAAGACUAAAUCCCAUUGCUUAUGCAUAUCAUAUGGGAGAAAAAAGCAAGCACAGUGAGGGGAAAAGAUGCAUUUUCCCAGCUCACUGGUCUAGGGUGAUAUCCAUGGAGGAACAUCACCCUGCUUAGUGUAACCUGCUCUGAUCUGAAGGGCAGGAAAUCCACAAAGAGGAUCAUUGCUGCUUCAUAUUGUAAUUCUGGAACUGCCAAUAACUGUAAAGCCUUUCCUUCUAGCAGCAUGGGACUGACAGCAUAAGGACUGAAGACUUGUGGGGAUGUAGGUAUACUCUUUUCUUGGGGAAAAAGGAGUUCUCAAAAGAAUUCUUAGGAAAAGUCCCUGUCUGCUGUGUCAAAACUUGUUCUGUGCUGGUACCUUGUUUUAAUGGCUACUGCUAGCACAGUAGCUGGGUGUGCUGGCGUAACAUCUGCUAGCUUUUAUUUGGUUUUGAAAGCUCUUGAGCUUUUUCUCUCCCACAGGUCUCAUAUUAAUGUGCCUUAUAUUCAUGGCAUGGAUUACUGGGAGACUUCUGAAAGAUUGAUUAAAAAUGGGAAAGUGCAGAGGCACCUCCUCUUAGUGAUACACUAUCUUACACAUCAAAAGAGCACAGAUGAGAACAUGGGAGAUUGUAAAACCCUCAGCUGGGAGGAGUUAGAUAAACACUCACCAAUAACCUGCUUGUUAAACCUUUUCCAGAAUGCGUGAGUCUGAGAGAUAAAGGGACCUAUAAAGGGGGAAGCAGCUGGCAGGGCAGCAGACCAAACUGACCACAGCUCCCAAAAGGUUGUGGCCCAGGUUUGAAGAGGUGCAUUUCUGAGGAAUCAGUAUGGAGCCUGAGGAGUACAGACAGAGAGGGAAAGAGAUGGUGGAUUACAUUUGCCAGUACCUGAGCAACGUGAGAGAGAGACGGGUGACUCCUGACGUCCAGCCAGGUUACAUGAGAGCCCAGCUGCCAGAUUCUGCCCCAAUGGACCCAGACAGCUGGGACAACAUCUUUGGAGAUAUAGAGAAGAUUAUUAUGCCAGGGGUAGUCCACUGGCAAAGUCCACACAUGCAUGCCUACUUCCCAGCUCUAACUUCCUGGCCUUCACUCCUUGGAGAUAUGUUGGCUGAUGCAAUUAACUGCUUGGGAUUCACAUGGGCCUCCAGCCCAGCCUGUACAGAACUGGAAAUGAAUGUGAUGGAUUGGUUGGCUAAAAUGCUGGGCCUUCCAGAUAAAUUCCUGCACCACCAUCCUGACAGUGUGGGUGGAGGAGUAUUACAGAGCACUGUGAGCGAAUCAACCUUGGUUGCACUGCUGGCAGCAAGGAAGAACAAAAUUCUGGAGAUGAAGGUUUCCGAGCCAGACACUGAUGAGUCCUCGCUCAAUUCUCGCCUCAUUGCUUAUGCAUCUGAUCAAGCACAUUCCUCUGUAGAAAAGGCUGGCUUGAUUUCUCUGGUGAAGAUAAAAUUUCUGCCUGUGGAUGAGAACUUUUCCCUCAGAGGUGAAACUUUGAAGAAAGCCAUUGCAGAAGACAGAAAGAAAGGCCUAGUGCCAGUCUUUGUUUGUGCAACUUUGGGAACAACUGGUGUCUGUGCUUUUGACAAUCUCUCAGAACUGGGUCCAGUUUGUGAUGCUGAGGGACUCUGGCUUCAUAUCGAUGCUGCAUAUGCAGGGACAGCAUUUGUAUGUCCUGAAUUUCGAUUGUUCUUGGAUGGAAUUGAAUAUGCAGAUUCCUUUACUUUUAAUCCUUCGAAGUGGAUGAUGGUCCAUUUUGACUGCACUGGAUUUUGGGUUAAAGAUAAAUACAAGUUAUAUCAAACCUUCAGUGUUAACCCUGUCUACCUCAGACAUGCCAAUUCAGGAGCUGCAAUUGACUUCAUGCACUGGCAAAUUCCACUGAGUCGUCGAUUUCGUUCUUUGAAGCUGUGGUUUGUGCUUCGUUCGUUUGGGGUCAAAAAGCUUCAAGCUCAUGUCCGACACGGUACUGAAACAGCCAAAUUCUUUGAAUCCUUGGUUAAACGUGAUCCACUCUUUGAAAUUCCUGCCAAGAGGCAUCUUGGACUGGUUGUAUUUCGCCUAAAGGGUCCCAACUGGCUGACAGAAAAACUCCUGAAAGAACUAAGCAGUUCUGGCAGGCUCUUCCUCAUUCCAGCAACCAUCCACGACAAGUUCAUCAUUCGCUUUACCGUAACCUCUCAGUUCACAACCAGGGAAGAUAUUCUGCAGGACUGGAGCAUCAUUCAACACACUGCAGCCCAAAUCAUUAGCCAGAAUUAUGGGUUACACUGCAUCAAUUCUGGUGAUGGGACAGGAAUCCCCACUACAGUAGUUCAGCCUAGUUCUGAUGCCAUUAGUAAUGUCCCUCAGCUUUAUUUAGAUGGAGGGAAAUACAAAACACCUUCCAGAAAAACAGUAGUCCAGCCCAAGAAGUCAUCAGUGAGUCCCAGUACACGUGUGAUUAGUCAGCAGGUGAAAGGUCAAGGGCAUCCUCUGGAUAACUGUUUUCCAGAAGAUGUCCAAGAUGUUACCAAACGUAAGUUAACCUCUUUUUUAUUCAGUUAUUUAUCUGUUCAAGGCAAGAAAAAGACAGCACGUUCCCUUAGCUGCACCAGUGUGCCAAUGACUGGUAAUCUUGAGCAAUGUAACCCCAAAGCAGCAGCUGCUGACAAGGAGUCUUGUGCAAAUGCCAGAGUUCUUUCCAGGCUGCCUGAAGACAUGAUGAUGUUCAAAAAAGGUGCCUUCAAAAAACUAAUUAAGUUCUACAGUGUCCCAAGCUUUCCAGAGUGUAGCAUUCAGUGUGGCCUUCAGCUACCUUGUUGUCCUCUGCAAGCCAUUGUUUAACAAGUAAGAGAGCUUGGUCUUAGAGAAGGAACAGGUUUGCUUAUUCACAUGCAAUACUACAUGUUCUUUUGUUCAAAAUGUAAGCAGUGGCAAUGACCACUGAGAAAAUUCCUUUGCUUUUACUGGUGAAAACCUCAUGUAUUUAUAGAUGAAAAUGUCAAAUAAAUCUUGUAGGCAUAUAGCAUGAAA
Molecule: messenger RNA, 3612 nt
Organism: Corvus hawaiiensis (hawaiian crow)
Lineage: Eukaryota; Metazoa; Chordata; Aves; Passeriformes; Corvidae
Gene: HDC
Product: histidine decarboxylase
Exons: 12
Coding region: 1426-3423 (665 amino acids)
Biological process (GO): histamine biosynthetic process; L-histidine catabolic process
Molecular function (GO): histidine decarboxylase activity; pyridoxal phosphate binding
Source: RefSeq, a predicted model, not a curated record